Messenger RNA from Nothobranchius furzeri (turquoise killifish), 1377 nucleotides. RefSeq names its product heat shock protein nuclear import factor hikeshi (gene hikeshi). Gene Ontology annotation, cellular component: nucleus; cytosol. Lineage: Eukaryota; Metazoa; Chordata; Actinopteri; Cyprinodontiformes; Nothobranchiidae. The record is from RefSeq and is a predicted model, not a curated record. Gene Ontology annotation, molecular function: nuclear import signal receptor activity; Hsp70 protein binding. Gene Ontology annotation, biological process: protein import into nucleus.
UGGUGGGUGAAGCGAACUUCUAUUAUUCAUACAUCUACGUAGUGACUACUGGUAUUUGUAGAAGAAGAAAUUUCUAGAGUUGUUGUUUGUUGUGGUUAACCUCCCUCCACCGACCCAGCUGGUACUUAGCGGUGUAGCUGCCCUCCUACAGAGCACGAUGUUCGGGUGUUUGGUCGCUGGCAGACUGGUGCAGACCGAUGCGCUGCAGGUCGCAUCGGACAAGUUUGUGUUCAAUCUGGCGGACUACGAGAACGUGAAGCACGUGGUGGUAUUCAUGCUGGGGACUGUGCCGUUCCCCUCCGGGAUGGGUGGAGCCGUCUACUUCUCCUUCCCAGACCCGGUGAGCGGUAGCCCGGUGUGGCAGCUGCUCGGCUUCAUCACCAACGACAAACCCAGCGCCAUCUUCAAGAUCUCCGGGCUGCAAUCCGGCGAGGGAGGGGCGCACCCGUUCGGAGCGAUGGGCGCCGGCGGUUCCCCGUCCGUGGCUCAGCUCGGGGUGUCGGUGGAGUCUCUGGAACAGCUCGCUCAGCAGAUCCCGGUCGCCAGCGCCGCCGUGUCGACCGUGGACUCCUUCCUGCAGUUCACCCAGAAGAUGCUGGACAGUCUCUACAACUUCGCCUCAUCGUUCGCCUUGACUCAGGCGCAGAUGACCCCGAACCCCACAGAGACCUUCAUCCCCUUCAGCUGCAUCCUCAAAUGGUACGAGAACUUCCAGAGGAGGUUGGUGCAGAACCCGAACUUCUGGAAGAACUGAACACCGAUGUGGAACCAGAACUAUUAAACCACAUGUAGCAGUGCCUUCUGGGGGAAAAACAAAACAAAACAAAGAAAAACCAUUUUCACUGUUUCCAUUCUUAAGGACAAGGAUUUACAUCAGAGACCAUAAAGACCUCCAUCAGUUCCAGCUGCGAAUUCCCGAGCUAUAAUCCUGAACUGCAGCUGAUGGCACUGGUGCCACUUUAUUGUUAAUUUAAGUCAAAGUUCAGAGAAGGCUUUUGUUUUGGUUUCAUCAAGGUAGUGUAAAGAAAACACAAACUAACUGGGGCACCAGAUCUUCUGAGAACCACAGGCUAGCCUCCUGCUGAGAACCGUAAACCCAAACGCUGAGCCCUACUGAGACCAGUUCUUCCAGAAGAUGUGUUUCCUGACUGUUUGUGGAGCCUCCAGCUAGACUAAUAUAUUUUAUUCCGAAUGAUGGAAUAUUUCACACUCACCUCUAAACGAAUCCCAACAACAGGAAGUUCAGGAUUCCCUCAGAAAGACAGACUAUUUCUGAACCUGGAUCUGGUUCCUUUAAAGCUGAUGGUGAUCAGAUCUACACUAACACGAUGUUUAGUUUGAUGAAUUUUGAUAAUAAAGCAGCUUUUUGAGAUUUUA